AUGCAUCGAUCGUGUUUCAGCCGCGUCGCGUCUGUGAAGUCGCGUCUCCUCGACUUGGCUUUAAGGAAGUAUUGCGCAGUAAUUGAAAUCCUGCACAUCGGAAUAGCAACACCGUCCUUUGUACCGCACUUUGGCAAAAUGAAGACCCGGGGCAGAUCAUCGACGAAAACAACAGCAGUUGAAUCCGAGCCCGCCGAGUCGAUAGCUGCAAAGGUCCAAUUGGGCACAGAAUCCACCAACCCUCCACAUCUCCUCGUGCUGCCCAAGAAUCUUAGUAAAGAUGCUCGUAUAGUCACUCUCGAAAAUCCCAGAUAUUUCAGCCAUGACAGAUACGUUAUUUGCCCCGAAAACGGCUUUUAUGAAUUUACCAAGGUCGCUACGCCAAAGACGACACCCCGAAGUUGGCUGCUGUCUCCGGAAGCUAGAGAGGAUGUAAAGGAGAAAGCGGGCACCGAGAAGGAGAAGGAGAAGGAAAGCGACAAGCUUAAUGGCUAUGUGAUGAACACUGCGAAUUUGAUGGUCGCAACUCAAAUUGAUCCUCUGUUCAUGGCUCUGUCGGCCCUGUCUCCUCUACCAACCGAGAAAGCGUCGGGACCGGCUAAGAAGCUAUUCCUCUCUUGCUACGAUUACAUGGAAAAGAUGGCCAAAGUCUCACCACAUUUCGCAAGUUUCUCUCGAGUGGAAUCAAUUCGAGCCAUUGUGGAAAGAAGAAUGGCUUCCGUUUGUGAUACAGUCGAAGCUGGAGAUGAGAUCAUGUACCGCUUGAGCGAAGAGAAGCUGUUGGGCGAGCUGCUGAAGAAAGCGAAGAGGAUGACGGAAAGGGGGCUGCCUGCAAGUAUGGAAGAGAAGUUUGUACGGAAAGCCCUGGAUGCACCAAUGCUCAGCAUGAAACGGGAUGCUAGCUCGCUGUCUGGGACAGCAGAGGAGGAAGAGGCAGCAACUCCAGGUACACAGACGACAGCAGAUACAGUAGAUACGGCAGAUACAGCAGAUACAGCAACGAAUUCUUUCUCGGAAGCAUCGACGGCAGCGACUUCGAAUUUAGAACACAUGCCAACGAUCGGAGCAGUCGAGAAACAGAAAGAGCUGGCUAUGAUCAACGCCCCAGACGGUGUCGCUGAGCUGCUCCGAAUCCGCACCGCUUUGUUCUUCAUCUGCUCAGCAUAUAUCGCGCCUCAUGUCACGGAACUUCUGAAGAGGGUACUUUCAUCAUCAACAACAUCGACGAUCGAUUUCGCACCUCUGGAUGCGCAUCUUGCCCAUCUGGCGAAGCUACGGCAAGAUGCUCUAGCUUCGAGAUCUUUGGGCGACUUCUCCAGGAAACGCUCUAUGGCCGCUGAAGAUGGCGAGACUCGUGCUGAGAAGAAGAGGAAGCAGGAUGAAGAGGACAAGAAAAAGAAGGCAAAUCAGAGCAGAGGUGUACAGCAACUGAAGAAGGUCAAUACGAGUGGGAUGAAGAAGAUGAGUGACUUUUUCAAGAAAAAGUGA
Drepanopeziza brunnea f. sp. 'multigermtubi' MB_m1 is the source of this 1488-nucleotide messenger RNA. RefSeq lists its product as uncharacterized. Gene Ontology annotation, biological process: RNA catabolic process. Gene Ontology annotation, cellular component: nucleoplasm; ribonuclease H2 complex. The record is from RefSeq and is a predicted model, not a curated record. NCBI's taxonomy places the organism in Eukaryota, Fungi, Ascomycota, Leotiomycetes, Helotiales, Drepanopezizaceae.